Molecule: messenger RNA, 1554 nt
Organism: Arthroderma uncinatum
Lineage: Eukaryota; Fungi; Ascomycota; Eurotiomycetes; Onygenales; Arthrodermataceae
Product: 3-hydroxyphenylacetate 6 hydroxylase
Exons: 4
Coding region: 1-1554 (517 amino acids)
Molecular function (GO): oxidoreductase activity, acting on paired donors, with incorporation or reduction of molecular oxygen; heme binding; iron ion binding
Source: RefSeq, a predicted model, not a curated record
AUGCCGUUCGCACAGUUGCUCUCCAACGCAAUCAACUACCCCGUCGAGUCCUUGAUCAUCUCGACCUGUGUGCUCUCGUGCGUGUUCAUCCUCGGCAACGAGUAUUUACGGUAUGCGGCUCGCAUCAAGGGCUUCAAGGGUCCUGCGGGGCUUCUCAUGAUUGGGAAUCUCGAGCAGAUCCAGGAGGAUGCUGCAGAGCAGUACCGGCAGUGGUCGGGCGAGUACGGACCUGUUUACCAGAUCCAACUGGGCAAUAUCCCCGUCCUCGUCGUCAACACCGCAGCUGCUGCAAAGGCGUUGUUCAGCCAAAAUUCCCAGGCCUUGAGCUCGAGGCCCGAGUUCUAUACUUUCCACAAGGUUGUGUCAAACACUGCUGGUACCACUAUUGGAACUUCGCCCUAUAGUGAAUCUCUUAAAAGGCGGCGAAAGGGUGCUGCGUCUGCUCUGAACAAACCAUCUGUUCAGUCCUAUGUAGGCCAUUUGGACGUCGAGACCAAGGAUUUUGUUGCUGAGCUGCUAAAAUAUGGACAUGCGGGCAACACCGCCAUCGACCCCAUGCCCAUGAUCCAGCGACUCAGUCUCAGCCUUGCGCUCACCCUCAACUGGGGUGUGCGUAUGGCAUCCCAGGAAGAGGCGUUGUUCAAGGAAAUCACCCAUGUCGAAGACGAGAUUAGCCGGUUUAGAAGCACCACAGGAAACCUACAGGAUUAUAUCCCUCUCUUGCGCUUGAAUCCUUUCAACUUUGGCUCUAAGAAGGCUGCUGAAAUGAGGGACCGCCGUGACAAGUACCUGAACCAUCUAAACGCGGGCCUCGAGGAGAGAAUGGCGAAGAACGAGCAUCAGCCCUGUAUCCAGGCCAACAUUAUGCUCGAUGAAGAGGCCAAGCUAAACAAGGAAGAGCUCACCUCCAUCAGCUUGACUAUGCUUUCGGGCGGUCUAGAUACGCUAACAACUUUGGUUGCUUGGAGUAUUGCCCUCUUCGCGGAGAGGCCUGAUAUCCAGGACAAGGCUGCGGAGGCCAUCAAAGAGUUUCACUCUGAAGACAAGCCAUUGUGUGACGCGUUGGAUGAUCAAAAGUGCGAGUACAUUGUUGCAUUGGGCAAGGAGUGCCUCAGAUAUUUUACGGUUCUUCGCCUUGCCCUCCCUCGUACAUCCAUCAAAGAUAUUACUUAUGAGGAUAAAGUUAUCCCGAAGGGCACUGUCUUUUUCCUCAAUGCUUGGGCGUGCAACAUGGACCCGUAUGUAUGGACGGAUCCAGAGGUGUUCCGCCCCGAACGCUGGAUUGAAAAGCCAGAUGCACAGCUCUUUACAUAUGGCCUCGGAUAUCGUAUGUGUGCUGGCUCGUUACUGGCAAACCGCGAGAUUUAUCUCAUCUUUAUCCGCAUGCUAAACAGCUUCAGGAUUGUGUCUGACCAGAAGAUCAAUACCCAUCCGAUCCACGGAAACUCAGACCCAACGAGCUUGGUGGCCAUCCCGAAGAAAUACAAAGUGAAAUUUGUGCCAAAGAACAAAACAGCAUUGGAUGACGCGAUUGCUAACUUUUCCUCGGUAUAA